Oryzias latipes (Japanese medaka) is the source of this 2003-nucleotide messenger RNA. It is a transcript of the gene klf17, whose product is annotated as Kruppel like factor 17. The record is from RefSeq and is a predicted model, not a curated record. Gene Ontology annotation, biological process: regulation of transcription by RNA polymerase II. Gene Ontology annotation, molecular function: RNA polymerase II cis-regulatory region sequence-specific DNA binding; DNA-binding transcription factor activity, RNA polymerase II-specific. Lineage: Eukaryota; Metazoa; Chordata; Actinopteri; Beloniformes; Adrianichthyidae.
CCUUUUACGCACACAUCCUGAAUCCUGCAACCGCCGGUUUUUUGACACGGAGCUGCGGCAGAGUUUCAGUGUUUGUGUUUUUGUAGACAGUCGUCAUGGCUGCGACUGAAGCUCCUUUGACGGCGUUUCCCACCCUAAAAGCAAUGGAUAAUCAGUUCCAGUUGGAGGAGUGCCGGAGUUGGAACGCCGCAGCAGUUUGCGCGGACAACCCCUGCAUCGAGGUGGAAUUUAGCAUCGUGCAGUCUCCUGCUUUACCCCCCAGAGAGGAAGACGAGCUGGGCAAGUUCCUGGACCUUGAGUUCAUCCUAUCAAACACUGUGGGCAGCAGCAGGGAGACCGGGAGGCUUUCUCCGGCGCAGCAGCUCCAGAGCGCGUAUUCCCUGCCCGAGUCUCCGGAGAGCUGCAGCGGCAGCUCCCUGCCAGACUGCAGCGAUCGUCCUUCCCCUCGUCUGCCCACGCAGGACUAUUGCAGCUCUGUGAACUUCACCGACUCCAACCCCGUCUGCAGCCUGAUGGCUGAGCUCCUGUCGCCUGAAAUGAUCGCCUACAGCAGCGAGAGCUCACAGGAUAAGGCUGGUGGAGAGACGCGCGACGGGCGCGAGUACACCGAGCUGCGCGCCUUAAACAGAGCUCCCAUUCCUCCACAGGUGGCGGCAUCUCCUUCCCAACUUGGAUACAAAAUUAAAACCGAGCCUGGGGUUCAGUCAUGCAUGGUAGCUGCGGGUGGGGGGAGCUACUUAGAGCAGGUGUACGACAAACACCAAAUGCGCUCUGCGCACCCAGCGGCUUUUACGCACCACCAGGCUGCGGCUCCAGGUGCGCUGCAGGGGUUCGGAGGCCUCCCCCCCCAGCAGCCCGCUCUUCACAGACGCACAGACUGCCACUUAGCGCCAAUCAACUCCACCCUCCACAGUGCCCAUCAGCCAAGCCAGUAUCUCAACGCGCCAUACCCCGCACAGUACCGAGGUUUGUCACAGUUCCAAGGACAGUACACCGUGCACGGACAGCCAAUGCACGAAAACCACCAUUCCAUGGCUAUGCAGGGGAUGAUCCUCACCCCUCCCUCCUCCCCAUCCUUGAUGGAGCUUUAUGCGCACGACGAGGGGUGCGUCAAGCAGAAGCGAGGCCGCAGGUCGUGGACCAGAAAACGCGCCGCCACGCACAACUGCGAGUUCCCUGGAUGCGGGAAAACAUACACAAAGAGUUCUCAUCUCAAGGCGCACAUGAGGACGCACACAGGUGAAAAGCCAUACCACUGUAACUGGGAGGGCUGCGGCUGGAAGUUUGCCAGAUCCGACGAGCUGACGCGUCACUUCAGGAAGCACACCGGACACAGACCCUUCCAGUGUCACCUGUGCGAGCGCGCCUUCUCCCGCUCUGACCACUUGGCUCUGCACAUGAAGAGGCACAUGUGAGGCCUCCCAAGCACACGCGGGUUCACGGACAGCAUCUUUGAAGAGCUCUGGACACUGGAUUGUGGAUGUAACGACGCAUUCCCUUAGAUGCCUUAAGCACUAGAAAAAAGAAAAUUGGUGUAUUUCAGGGGGAAACGCUGGAUUUUUCCAAAAGUGCCUAAAACUCAACAGAGAAAAGCUCCUCAUUGUUUUUUUGUAUAUUUCUGUGCAUAUGAACACUAAGUUAUAGUCGUUCAAUAUUUAAGAUAUGUUCUCACCUUUUUCUUAAUAAGUUAUUGAUUGCUGUGUGCCUUAACCAGACCGCUUGUUUGCUCACUGUGGGCAGGACCCAGACUGCUGUAUAAAACAGAAAUGUAUUUUUCUACAGUUUACAUCUUAAAUUGCCAAUGAAUAACUUAAAAACCUGCAACACAAUGUGGACAGACCAGAUCUUUUACAGGUUAUAACAAUUAUGUUCCCUUUUCAAGAAAUGUGGUUUUAAUGUGUUACUUGAAUAUGGAUUGUAAGCCAAUGUGUACAGUUUUCUUCAUGCGAUGAUGUCAUAAUUGCUCAAGGGCUCAAAAAUAAAAGUAAUUUUUCAUUUUAUAA